Cydia pomonella (codling moth) is the source of this 5230-nucleotide messenger RNA. RefSeq names its product hemicentin-1-like. The coding region runs from base 1080 to 3812 and encodes 910 amino acids. NCBI's taxonomy places the organism in Eukaryota, Metazoa, Arthropoda, Insecta, Lepidoptera, Tortricidae. The record is from RefSeq and is a predicted model, not a curated record. The transcript is spliced from 18 exons.
CUUUUUUGAAAUUUCUGUAGUUUGCAAAAUAUUAGUGAUUUUUUCCUGUAGGAGAUAGGCAUUUCCAGAGAUGCAGUCUCCAAUUGCAAGUAAGUCCUAAUCCAUGGUUACGGCCAUUAUAUGUAGAUCUAAUACUGGUUAAUUUAAUUACUGAUUUUGUACAUUUUUCUCGUUUUAUUUGGUUUCCUAGUAUUCGAAAUGAAAGACACCAUUUCAAUCUGUCGCGUCGUCUGAUGCUGUCGCGACCUGAUGCCGCCGCUGAAUCUGUCAAUUUCCUUGAUAUAAUGAGUAAUAACGGAUUGAACGUCAUAAUCGCAACUCUCGGCCCGAUUCGAAGAAUGAGAUACGAUAACGGUAAGUUCUGGUUUAGAUAAGUUCCCAUCUAGAUAUCGUUUGUAUGUCGUAUAAUUGACAGAAGCAGUUCGAUUCGGGCAACCAUUGGGAUUACAGCGGAAUCGAAAUAAACGUCAAUUUUGACUUGUUGUUUAGUUAUCGAUCUUUUAAAGAUCUUAAACGUCUUAAUCAUUCUUCGAAUCGGGCUGUCUGAUGCUGCGGCGUUUAUCAAGGAAAUGUCGCAACAGUCAAGCAAGUGUAGUUGACAUCCUGAGAAUGUAAACUUUAUUCUGUCAUAUGCCUGAACAACUACGAGUAAUAAGAGACUCAACUAUUAUUUGAAAAUGGAAUUCAUUGCAACUUAACGUUUAUCUAAAUAUGAAAUUUCACAAUCGAAUCGGGAUGCGACCGAGAGGUCCCGAAGGCGUCCGGGGGUGCCCGAAUCCCUCACCUUUGGACACCAACGGCCAAUGCCGAAUCAGUGCCUGCUCGCAGCGCGUGGCGAGUGGACGUGUGACGCGCGUUCGCGGGGUCCACCUGCUCGCGUUUGCUAAUGAACAUAAAUGAAAAAUUGUGCUCUGUGAAACAAUUAGUCACACUGAUUUGUGAUGUUUAAUUGAAUUUUGAAAUGGAGUUAACUUGAUUUAUGGAGGUAGGCGCAACUGUCGCGCGCAAAACUAAUAAUGGUUCAAGUGUGGACUGUGCAGUGAAGUGAUUGCUUAAAGCAUAAUGUAAGAUCGUUGACUAUGUGUUCGGUAAAGUGGCUGCAGCUGCUGGUGAUGCUGGCGGCCUGCUGGGCCCAGGAAGGGGAGUGGAGUGAGGAUGCCGAAGACUUGGUAUCCACGGUGGAUGUGGACGCGGUGCUUGGCCGUACGGCGUCACUACCGUGCGACGUCGCACCGGACGCCGCCGAGGACCGAGUGUACAUGGUGCUCUGGUUCCGAGCCGGCAAGGCGACCGGCGGGAAACCUAUAUACAGUUUCGACGUCCGCGGCCGCUCCUUCAACAAGGCGCUGCAAUGGUCCGACCCGAACGCGUUCGGUCCCCGCGCAUAUUUCGCGACGGUGGCGCGCCCGGCGGCGCUCACGCUCGACACCGUACAGCUGGACGAUGAAGGCAUCUACCGCUGCCGCGUCGACUUCAAGAACUCUCCAACAAGAAACUUCCAGAUACGGCUGUCUGUUAUCGUGCCGCCUCACCAGCUGAUUUUGUACGACAAAUCGGGCCGGGACGUGUCGGGCGUCGUCGGACCCUUGGAGGAGGGCAAUGAACUCGUCCUGGUCUGCGAAGUACGAGGAGGCCGUCCAGCUCCAACAGUCCUCUGGCUCAUUGAUGGGGCGCCAGCGCCUCAAUACAUCGGCGAGAAGACCGACACACACGUCGUGGUCAAUCGACUGGAACUACCACAUAUUAAACGCAGUCACCUCAAUACGACGUUCAAGUGUCGAGCGUCGAACACUAACCUAGUCAGUCCGAAGGAAAGGACUGUUAGGCUUGAGAUGAACCUAAAGCCCAUCCGCGUAGAGAUACAGAACAAGCAGGUCACGCUGUCUUCAGAGCGGUACGUGAGUCUGAAAUGCGUGUCGGAAGGCAGCCGGCCCGCGGCGCAGCUCACCUGGUUUAAGGACAAUAGGAAGUUUACGAGAGGCAAUAAAGUAGAAGCCCAAAACGAGACGUGGGUGAGCAGCACGAUAGAGUUCAUGCCGCUGCCCGAAGAUGACGGGUCGCAGCUCAAGUGCCAGGCGGACAACAGCGCGUUGCCGGGGCAGAGUAUAGAGGACUCGUUCAAACUAGACGUCGUAUAUCCUCCCGUGGUGUCGCUGUCGCUCGGCAGCACGCUCAACCCCCUAGACAUCAAGGAGGGCGAUGACGUCUACUUUGAGUGCUCCGUCCGCGCCAACCCGAGGGAGCAUAGGAUAUCCUGGUAUCAUAAUGACAAGCCAGUGGUCCACAACCUAACGUCAGGCGUGAUCGUGAGCACCAAAUCUCUGGUCCUGCAGAAGGUGACGCGUGACCACGGCGGUGAUUACAACUGCCGUGCCGCCAACUCGCUCGGCGAGACGCCCAGCCAGCCCACGCAUCUUAGCAUACAAUAUGCCCCAGUAUGCGCCCAUCCGUCGCCUCAAGUACUAGGAGCGCAGAUGGACGAAGCGUUGCGAGUGCGGUGUUCGGUCACCGCGAACCCGCCCGAUGUCACCUUCUUCUGGCAGUUCAACAACAGCGGCGAGAGCCUCGACGUGUCGCCUACCAAGUUUGGCACAGCCAACGGCAGCACGAGCGAGCUAAGCUACAAGCCGCAGAGUGAACGCGACUACGGCACGCUAAGCUGCCGCGGCACCAACAGCGUUGGCAAACAGAUUCACGCAUGUGUCUUCCAAAUUGUUCCCGCUGCGCGUCCCAGCGCGCCGCGCAACUGUUCACUGCAAACGGGCAACAACAGCGCCGACGGCGGCUGGCUGCGCGUACGCUGCGUUGCCGGCUAUGAUGGCGGGCUACCACAAACUUUCCUAUUGGAGGCCUUGGAUCCGCUCAGUGGGAGGGCCCGCUUCAAUACUAGCGUUAAUGAUACAGAUGGGCUGGUGACAUUCAAGCUGGACCUAUCACAAUUGUCUCCCGGCGGUGAGAUGGAAGGUGCCACCUUCAACCUGCUCAUCUUCGCGAGGAACCUCAAGGGGGAGUCAGAGAAGACCUUGCUAGAGAAUAUCGCGUUCAACGAUGCGGCCCGGAGGACUGAUGGCAAAAGCGCGAUGGGUGGUAUCACCCUCGGCGUUGUCGUCGCCGCCGCGCUCGGCGCCGCACUAGCCAUCGGCGGGAUAGCCUUAGCAGCGCUCUGUGCACGGCGGCGGCGCGCCCGACCGCCACACAAGCACCCUCCGGGUGACAUGCUGGAGUUGAGCGACGGCGGCCGGCGGUACGUGGUGGCGUACACCAUCAAACCGUCGCCCGAUCUGAAGACGCCGGAGCCACAGCCCGACAUAUUGAAUGCACCAGAUGAGAUCUUUUUUCUAGAUUGUGAAAACCAAAACGCCCCACCGACUGCGGAAGCCGAUGAGUGGCCUAGCAUGAAAGAAGUCCGAGGAGAAUGGACCAAAGUGGGUGCAGUAUUUUCAGCAGAAGACUUAGCCCUUCUUGACAGCGCUGGACAUCCACAGCAGCUUACACCCGGCAGCGACAUGGUGCCGAGCAGUAGACAAGAAGACGUUCUAAACCAGAACCUAGCUCAAUCGGCGUUAGCUAAUAAUUUUAGGUCUAAUUUCGUAGUUACUAACAGCCCCACUCUCGGGAGCCCCAACUUUGUGUGCCCCAACGGCAACGUAGGAUCGCCGUUUGGAAGUCAGACUCUGACUCUAAGCGGGCCGACUCUAAGCUCCAGUAGUCUGGCGACCUCGACUUUACAUAGAAGUAAAGGGAAAGGCAAUACGAGAAGAAGAGAACAUGUUUUAGCAGAGAAUUUGCCAGGACCGGAGAGUUGCGUGUAAAAUAUUAAUGUUUACCUAGAGAUCGAUUCAUAAGAGCCGAUGCGGGAUGUAACUGUUAUGUCAAUAUUUUCAUAUAGAAUCCACGUUAGCUCUUAUGAAUUUGUAACGAUGUUUGAUAUUCAACUCCAUUGUAAGUAAUUGCGGAGUUCGUAUUCAUUUACGUGAGAUUAAACCUGUUAUACUCAGAGGUCGUAGGUGCUUUGAGGUUAUACCGAAAAACUGAAUUCUGUAUUAACUUUUUUUAAUGCUAAAAUAAUAUAAAGUCAUAUGUAUAUGUAUAGCCUUUGUCGAUUCAACCCAAAAUUAUUGUUAUUUUUUAUACUAUGACAAGUGUUAAUUACGUAAAAGGAAUAACUUAUUUAUUGUCUUUUUUUAAUUUGGAAUAAACAUAAUCAUAUUUAUUUGAUAUAUUGAUUAUACAAAAGCACCUUAUAUCUUUAUCUGUAAUAAUGAAUAACAUGUAAAAUUUAAAGACAAUAAUGUGUUCCUUUAAAAGACGAUUGUAGCCGUACCUACAUACAAUGUCUGUUAUAGUCUGUGUUUUUGCUAUUUUUAUUUUCUUCACGUUUAUGAAUGCGAACGAAUAAUCGCAUUAAACUGAUUGCCUUUUCUCGUAUGAUCGCUGAUCUCUUUUUGUGCUAAUUAAUAUAAUUUUACGGCCUAAGUAUCGUCUUAGCCUGUCAAAAUACCGAUAAUUCUAAAAUGAUACAUAAUUACUCUAAUCUGGCAAACCCACUUUCUCAGUAGAAUAAGGCGCGGAAUUCUAAUAUUUCUAUGGGAUAUCCCUACGCGCCUACUUUUUUAAAAUUUGCCUCCUUUUUCUACUGACGGAAAUGGCUUGUGAGUCAGUAAGAUUUUUAAGAGAUUACUUUUGAAUAAAAUAUAAUAAAAUUAAUAUUUUCUUAAAAUACGUUACGUAUGUCUAAUCCCGACGAUACAUUUCGUGUGUAUAUGAAAAUUUGAUUUUCGUUCUAAAUAUUUGAGAUGUAUCAAGUAUGUUAGAUUCGGCCUAUACAUUUGUGAGCCAAAGUAGAUGAUUUACGAUUAAUUGUUAGGAGAAAUGUAAAUAAUUAUUGGCGCUUGUAGAGAAUACUAUUUAUUUUAAUAAACUCGGUUGUGUGAAUGUAAAUAACUAAUAGACGAAUAUAACCUAUAUAAAGUUUAACAUAAGAUCAAGCUAUUGCUGUCAAUUUAUUUACAAAUAAAAAUCAAUUUGUAAAUAACCGUCGCUAUGUUAAAUUAGAAUUAAUUUUGUAACUAUAGUAUUUGUAAACGUUUCCAUUUUGCGUUGAUUCUAUUACAUAGAGUUUAACAUUGAAACUGACUUUAUAUGGAUAUGUUGUAGUUGUCGAAUACAAUGAUGUGGUCCUAAUAAUAUGUUCUGGCAUUUUUGUAUAAAUAAAUAACAAUUUAUAAUA